This is a messenger RNA of Poecilia reticulata (guppy), 4318 nucleotides long. RefSeq names its product protein FAM163B-like. The record is from RefSeq and is a predicted model, not a curated record. Lineage: Eukaryota; Metazoa; Chordata; Actinopteri; Cyprinodontiformes; Poeciliidae.
CAAGAUUCGGCAAUUAAUUGGCCAACGCGGAAAUAACAUCAACCGUGCAUAAACAGACGCCGUUAUUCUCGGAGAACUAUCCAGUUGCAGGCGUUUGCUUUUCCACAACAAAAGCUUAACAGAAAGAAAGAAAGAAAGAAAAAAAAAAGCCGGAUAGCGCACAUGCGGUAAGAGGAUAAAACACUGAGAAGGAAGCCGGAGGAGAUCCAGAGAAGGAAAAGAAAAGGAGAAAGGGAUCUAAGCCGGGCUAGAGGCGCGACCUGGAGCGACGCUACUACAAAAAUCUGACCUCGACCUUCUAGGACGCUGCUCGAAAGUGGUCGUAGGGGAAGAAAUGGCGAAAUUCCCCCCCGUCACCCAUGCUGUUUCUCCAGCGCACAUGUUGCCCAGGCUACUGGUGCUGCUGAUCAUGAGGAUGUUUGCGUAGGAGUGUUAUAUUUUUCUGCAGAUCAGUCUGCACUGUUUCAACAACUCCAGCCGAGCGGUUGAUGGACUUGUGCGCUGCUGAGCACAUCUGUCAGAUAAAACAUCGUUACCACCGGAAACCGAUUCGCUUUUAUUUUUGAAUUUUUUUAUAUAUAUAUUUUUUACGUUUGAAACCUUUUUGAUUUUGUUGCUAUCUUUUUUUUUCUAUACUCUUGUCUGGAAUUGAGCUUAAGAAGAAGAAAAAAAAGAUUUUCAUCUGAAGAGAGUGUGAAGGAAGCUGGUCUACUGGAAAAAGAUUAAGGAAAUAAGCCUGGACCUUUGCAUCUUUUGUCUGGAUUUUUUCGUAUUAAUGAAGGACAGUCAAAGAGGAUUGGGCCCAGUUGGGGGUUAUGCUUGCUUCCAGUACAAAGUUGUAACUCUUUCAUAAGCAAAGACAAAGAUUUUGUAUUUUCUCUCUAUUCUUGAAAUAGAUUUUUUUUUUUUUUUGGCCACUGCUCAGAUUUUAUUUUAUUUUUUGAAUAACUGAAGUCAACUAGGAGCGAAAACUGCCCUGGAUGUGACCCAAAGAAUUCAUCUUAUCUCUGAAGGGUGUUGAUGGAGAGCCAUUCGAAUGACAGCCGGGACAGUGGUCAUCACUGGUGGAAUUCUUGCUACGGUUAUAUUACUCCUUAUCAUCGCAGUAUUGUGCUACUGUAGGCUACAGUACUAUUGCUGUAAGAAGGAGGAGUCAGAGUCGGAGGAGGAGGAGCCGGACUUUGCUGUCACGUCCCGCAUCCCGCCGGUUCACUCGAACCACAACAUUGUGGCGGCGACGGCUGCCGCCUCCUCCAUGCCCAAUGGCCCCGCCAUUUUCUCCACCCCUCCUUUGGCUAGAAAACUGACACGCUCGCAGACCUUCUGUCCAUCGUGCACGCACUAUGAUCUGCCUUUCUACCUUCAGCCUCCUCCGCCGCAGCAGGUCCACCACCAACCAGAGGGACUGAGGAAUGGUGGAGAACGCGUCAGCUACCGCAGUGUCCAGCAGCAGGAUCUGGACCUGCCAGUGCCUGUUAACAUUUCAAACUAUCGUAAGCCAAACCUGGCCCGCUCAGUCACCAUGAGGGAAAUGUUUACGCGCAGCUGUAGCAUCAGCACCGAUGUUUAGUUGAGCGAGGGCGGACGUUUGCGAGUUGGCACGACUGCAACUGGACAGGACUUGAGUUUUGCUAAGUCUCAUUUUACCUGUUGCCACCUGCAGAUUGGACCACUCUGAUGGCUCUCAGGACAGUUUUGUUCUCUCUCUCACCUUUACACUUUUCAGGCCCAUGAGCUUAUUCGUGGUCCAAUGCUAAGUAUUUAAAAGUGUUCUAAAAUGUCAAUGAACGAAAAAAGCUUUGUUUUAUUUUGAGUGGUAAAGUUUGUGUUGCCCUACUUCCCUACUUUCUGACCUGAAACACUAGCAGAUUACUGCGGCACCAAAAUGAUGAUGUGCUCAGGGGGGAUUUUAUCUUUUACACAGCUGCUACAAAUGAAAAAUGACUGGGAGAAAUCUGGUGCCCUCCAUUAAGAAAGGAUGAUCUAUUUGUUCCUCCAUCAACAGAUUAUAGAGAUUUUUAAAUAUUAUCCACAAAGAUUAGAGGGGAGGAGGAGAAGGAGGGUGUUUUCAUGUUUUUAGCUACCACACACAGAUGUUUUUGAUAGUUUUAACUUUGGACGUGACAUUUUAAGACAUUAAGGGCUCACAGAAGAUUUUAAUUCCCUCUCAUUUUUCAAAUCCUUUCACGUCUCGACUUUAAUAGUCUCUCUGAGACGACACAGGGGGUUUAUUCCGCUUGAAGACAAGAGGAGAACCAUCAUGUUCUAGCAGGGAGAAGUGGGCUGUGUUUCUUGCAUUGCGUUCAGAAAGUAAAUGUGAGUUUACGGGCAUGCAUUGUGGGUAUGAGCGUGUAUCGUGUUCUGUUGUUAUGCCAGAAUCGUUAAAUUCAUUAUAAUCAAACACAAUCUGUCACUCGAAUGUUUAAUGAACCAGGAGCCGAGGCGUGUUGCAAUAAUAUUUCAUUGUGAAAGGAGAAGGGAACACCAUGAGCCACAGAGAGACACAUCCAAGCAGAUUAUAUUACAAACCCUAAAAAUAUUGUUUAUCUUACUGAUAGGAAGUGUAAGACAGACGUUAGACGAGUGAUAUUUAACUUUCAGUGUAAUCUCUGUUCUUUUACUGAAGUUUUAGCUUGUGGACUUUUCAGCGUACAUCUUGUAUUGUAUGUGACCACUGAUCUCCGGUUGCUUUGGCUAAAGAUUCACCCUUAAAGGCACAUGUAUAAAUAUUUAAUAGGCCACACUUCAGUCUCUUUCCCCUCCCUCUCUCUCUCUUGAGUCGGUGGACUGAAGAAAAUGUGCUCUUGCUCUGAGGUACUCCGAGAGUUCCUGCUCUGGAUUGUUUUUAUUUUCUCCACAAGGCUGACCGGACUGACUGAAGGGCUGAUUUUUCAACUGGAAGAGCAUUUUAUGGUCUGAGGACAUAUGGCUGAAAAUUAUUCUCUGCUUGAUUUCAAAAGAGUUAUCUGUGUGAGGGAUUUGAAGCUGACUGGAGAGUGUCCUUCUUGGAUCCCCAACAGACUUUCUCUAUUAAAUAGAUGGUCGACACAUUUGUACUUUUGGCCCUCCAUUUUUGUCUCUCUGUAACCAACAAUCACGGUUGUUUAUUUACCUGGAAGUGAAACAGUGCAUAAUUAAAUUUUUCCUUCUCUGACAUGAUCAAACAGUGCCUUGCAAAAGUAUUAUUGUUACCCCAUCAAGUUUCCUCAUUUUGUCAUACUACUGCCACAAAAAUCUGUGUAUUUUAUUGAGAUUUUAUGACCUAGACUAACACAAACUAUUGCAUAAUUGUGAAGUGGAAGGGAAAUUAUAUAUGUGCUUUACAAACAAAAAUCUGAAGUUUCUCCUUGCAUUUGAACUUCCUUCAUUCUGAUACUGCUAGACAAAAUCCAGUGCAAUCAGAUGCCUGCAGAUGUCGACCUUCUUAGUAAAUAUAGAUGAUGUGUUAGUAAUUGAAUCUCAAUACAAAUUUAGCUGCUUGAAAUCAUUAGCGUUUUUCAGUAAACACUCAGUAAACUAUCUGCUAUCACAGUAACAGAGGUAGCUCCAGAGGCAAAGAGUACAAGUACAUGCCACACUCUUCAUACUUUUAUUCAUGUUGAAAUGUACAAAUUUGUACACUUACGUGUUGCUUUCACGUAUAAAAUCCCAUUGAAAUAAUCUGAAAUGUAUUGCUGUGAGAUGACAAAUGGAACAAAGCUCAAGAAGUAUGAAUACUUUUGUAAGGCACGUUUCAAAAAGUCACAACGCAUAAAUAAAUCUAACUGUUCAAGGGCAUAAUCGCAGCCAUAAUACACUCUCCGGUUCUAUAUUUUGAUCAUAUUUGUCACAGAUGACCGCCGAGCCUACACAUUUGCACUUGUCGAAAUUUAAUUUUUAUCUUAAACCCUCUGGUGUCCCUUUAAACUUUUAAAGCUUGGGAGCAGCGAAAUGCUACCAAGGCCUGACACCCACCCUGGUUCACACAGCUAAACAUGUUCACACAGGACACACACAGACUCACAAGUUCUCAUUGUUUAUAUAUUUGAAGCUGAAUUUUUGCCAGAUGCACAGCUAACGUAGUGCCAUAAUAAUGGGAAAGGGAAAUACAUGAAUUAGAGGAUACAUUAAUAAGAGGAUUAUUAUUAAGAUGAUUAUUAUUACUAGAGGUGUUUAUUAAAAUGAAUUGUGAUUUAUGUUCAGCUAUUUACAUUAGUUGCAUUAUUUUAUGAUCCAGCUGUUUUUCAGACUCAGUACAGUGCAGCUAACAUGUUUCUGUUCCUGUUUCUAAUAUAUAGCUAACAGACACAUUGUUGCUAAUAAAAUGGUGUUAAAAUUG